AUGCAGGACGCCACCUUUUGCAGCUGCUUCCAUGUGUUCAUGGCGCAAAUAAUCGCCGUCAUCAACAACAACAAAAACAAGAUGGCAGGACAGGAUCAGGAUGAAGCUGAAGCUGGAGCUGAAGCUGAAGCUCCAGAUGGAGGUUGAAGCGGGGCGGAUAAAGAUGAGUUGAAAGACGUUGACGCUGACGCCAUUAGCACCGAGUUUUGCAGCAUCAACGACAAACUUUAA
This is a messenger RNA of Drosophila serrata, 231 nucleotides long. RefSeq lists its product as uncharacterized. The record is from RefSeq and is a predicted model, not a curated record. NCBI's taxonomy places the organism in Eukaryota, Metazoa, Arthropoda, Insecta, Diptera, Drosophilidae.